Closterium sp. Naga37s-1 is the source of this 3504-nucleotide messenger RNA. NCBI's taxonomy places the organism in Eukaryota, Viridiplantae, Streptophyta, Zygnematophyceae, Desmidiales, Closteriaceae. The record is from the annotation of a GenBank genome assembly.
AUGCGCCGACCUUGGCGCCUUUCGCCGCGAGGCGUGCCGUGGGGCGUGGGGAGGGCGCUGUUAGCGGCGGCAUGGGUGGCGGGAUGGUUGGGUCUGUCCGCGUGGGUGGUGUGGUUCGCGCACACGCAGGCCGCCAAUCCGCGGGAGGAGGCGAUGCGCGGGUGGUGCCGCUUGCGCGUGCGCUACUUCUACCAGCGCCUUCUCUCGUCCGUAUCGCGCGUGCAGGAGAUGUCGGCGCUGGUGCGCGUGUUCAACGGGUAUGGCCCACGCAGCACCACCAACCUGACCUACUGGGGGCUGGCAGGGUGUGCGGACAACCGCAGCAUGGAGCUGUACAAUGCCGCCACGCUGGGCAUGUCGGACCUCACCACCGGCACGCUUGUCAUGCUCGUGGAGGACGCUGACAGGCCUGUAGUGGAGCGCAUCACAGGGCGCCCCAUCGUGACGCUGCUGGGCCUGCCGUCCCCGCGCAAGCCACUGUACAUAGUGAACGUGCUGGGCGGCAUCGACCCUGCCGACCCCAUCCUGCCCUUCACCGACUUCUCUGCCAGCGUGUACCCAGCCGUCCUCUCCUCCUUGCUCCAGGGUACCGCUGCCACCUCCCCGCCUGUUUACCUCGGCAGACAUCGUGUGGGCACCGUGAUAGUGGUGCCCAUCCGGCGCCAUCCCGUGACGCCAGGCGCGACAGCAGCGGAGCAGAGGGAGAGUGUGAGCACGGUGUGGGCGGGAUUCUACUUCCUCGAGGAGGAAAUGAAGAACCUCCUUGCUCUGCUUCAUAACGGCACAGCCUCCCCUUAUUCAUUGGCCUUGUACGACACAACCGACCCAGGGCAGCCCAUUCAGGUGCUCGGCCCGGAGCCGCAGCUCUUUGAGAACGGGUCUUUCUACCCCUACGUGCUGCCUGGGCCUGUCAUUCCCCAACCCAAGCAUGUCGAGCCUUUUCCCGAGGACCUGUUGGGCCGCAAGUACGAGGCGCACUGCAGGUUUGAGGGCGAGUACCCCAAGUGGGAGCUCGUGUAUGCCCCCAUGCUGCUGGGCUUGCUUGUGCUGCUCGUGGCCGUGCUGCUGUCUGCAGUCAUUGCGGUGCUGGCGUGGAAGCAAAGGGAGAUGGCAGAGGCGGUGAGGGAGAUGCAGCUGUGCACAGUGGCGCUGGAGAGAGCCGAGCACUCCAAGAGUGAGACGGUGGCCAACACCUCGCAUGAGCUGCGCACCCCCAUCAUCGGCAUGAUAGGCAUGAUAGAGGAGCUGCUGGAGUCGCGACUGGAGGAGUGGCAGGUGGCAGACCUGCGGGUGGCGAGGGCGUGUGCGGGCGAGACAGUGGAGCUCAUCAACCGAGUGCUGGACCUUGCCAAGCUGCAGGCCGGCCGGCUGCAGCUCGAGACCCUCCCGUGCUGCCUGCGCCGUAUCGUUCGCGAGGCGACCGCACUCACUGCCUCCGAUGCGCUCACAAAGGAGUUGCACGUGACAUGCCACGUGGACAAGAGUGUGCCAGCUGUCCUCAUGGGAGAUCCGACUCGCCUCUUGCAAGUCGUGGGAGAGCUCAUGGCCCACGCCAUUGGCAACACCACACGGGGCCACAUAACCUUCCAUGUUGGCUGCAUCCCUCCCUCGCCUCCCCUCCCCGCUUCCGUCAACUGCUUCGAUCUGCCCGGGCCAUCCAACGCCUUGCCUGCCACUCACCCUCCCUCAAGUCCCGGGGCCUCCUCCACGUGGCAGCAGCUGGCUGCCUGUGUGCGCCGCUUCCCUCCUCCCACCGCCCUCGCAUGCCUCCCUCGGAUCCAAGCGGGAAGGCCGGGCGGCGGGGCCAACAGCAGAGGGGGCGAGGAGCAACGGCAGAUGGGGUGGGUUGAGCGCUGCUGCAGGAGUGUGGCAGCGGCUAUAGGCAUGGGCGCAGUAGGCACGGGAGAGUACGAAGGAUCAGGUGGGAGGGGAGGAGAGGAGGCACAGGGUGGGGCUGGGAGGUUGGAGGAGGAGGUGAGGGAAUGGGUGGAGGGGGCGUGCAGGGCGAGGGAGGAGGGGGAGUGGAUGGUGGUGGUGGCAUGUGAGGACACAGGUGGUGGUAUACCACCAGAGGAGAUGCGAUGGGUGCUGGAUCCACACGGGGAUUCUCACCAUGCCGCUCACACCUCUCAUGCACCUUCUGCAGAUGCUGCUGCUGAUGGUGAUGGUGAUGGUGAUGGUGACGAUCAGAAUGGCCAAGGUGUCAAGGGCUCUUUCUUUCCCUUCCCUCUUAUGCGCCGAGCCAGCAGGCCAGCAUCCACGGCUGCUCUCACGCACGAGCAGAAGGCAGCUGCUCGCCCCCGCUGGACGCCCUACCCUGUUCGCUUCCUGCUCUCCACCGCCCUUGUGGCUGAGAUGCGGGGAGACAUGGCAGUGCUGUCAGACGCCGCCACAGGCACCACCAUUCUGCUGGCGCUGCCCUUGGGGGGAGGGGAGGACGCUGACAGCUGCGGGGACGGGAAGUGCGAUGAGGAGGGUGGUGGGGAAAGGGAUGGGCGUGGGUCGGGAUGUGAAGGGGAGUGUGUGGAAUUGGCGAGUGGCACAAAGUCAGGCAUGCCGCAGCAGGCAUCUGUACAGCAGCAGGAACCCAAGCAACAGCAACAGGAACAGCAACAGGAACAGCAGCAGCAGCAGCGGGCAUCACGAACUCACUCUCACCUCAAGCCGCAGGCCAGCAUAUCCGAUGCCUUAAAGGAUGCAGGAGAGGCCAAGGGGGAGUUGCCAGCGGUGGCGGCAGUGGCAGCAGGGAAAGGGGAGGAGACGAUACCAGCGGUGGUGAAGGCGGGGCGGCGACCAGCACGGUCGCAUUCGCUCCCCAAGCCUCAUUCCCACACGGAGGGCAUGGGAGACGUGGAAGGGCCGCUCCCAGCAUUGGCGUCGGGGCGGCGGACAACGCGGGCGCACUCUCUCCCCAGACUGCAUGCCCAGAUGGAGGGAGCGGAGGAGGCGGAGGUGCUGGUGCGAGCAGUGGUGGCGGGGCAGUCGGUGGCGGUGGUGGAUGACAACGCGGUGAACCGCAUGGUGGCACGCAGAACGCUGCAGGGCUACGGGGCGCACGUGCUGCUGCUGUGCUCCGGGGAGGAUGCGCUGCAAGCGCUCUCCUCUGCCACGCCCUCCUCCGCGCCCAUCCACCUGCUGCUCCUCGACCUCCACAUGCCGCCCGGCAUCGACGGAUUCGAGACGGCAUGUCGAAUCCGUGCCAUGGAGCGCACACAAGACGCACAGCAGGAGGUAGGGGCACACCAGGAGGCAGAGGCACAGCCGGCUGCCAGUGAUGCUGCCAAUGCGGCAACACCAAUAGGUGCAGCUGAUCUGAAUACGGAAGCAAGUGCAGCAGGCGUGCGCCUUUGUAUCAUAGCACUGACAGCUGACUUGGAUGUGGGAGUGAAGCGAGCAUGCUUGGAGGCAGGGAUGGAUGGAGCAGUGAGGAAGCCAAUCGUGGCACAGGAACUCCUUGCAGCACUCAUCGCUGCAGGGUUUGGAGAAACCCACAAACCACUUUGA